Varroa destructor (honeybee mite) is the source of this 7248-nucleotide messenger RNA. RefSeq lists its product as uncharacterized. NCBI's taxonomy places the organism in Eukaryota, Metazoa, Arthropoda, Arachnida, Mesostigmata, Varroidae. The record is from RefSeq and is a predicted model, not a curated record.
UACAGAGAGGAAGACCGUGAAAGGAAAAGGAAAACGUGUGAUAAAGUGAUGUGUGCUUCUUGGUGAUGAAGUUGGCGCUCUUGGGCGGAGUAAGAUACAUUUCUAAGUGGAUAAGCGAUGUUCUGUUGUUGUUGUUGUCGUCAUCGUUAACAAUUCAUUGGGCCUCCCCCGAGCUGUCAAAUGUGUUCACUAUAUUUCUAAAUUGGGCUGUAAAUUUGGUGGUAGUUAUAGGCAAAGUGUUAACUCUAAUGUGUGCAUAGCUUUAAUAGUAAGUGGUAUUCGCUUUAGCUGGGACAAAGAUGUAUACUAAGUAAAUAUGAUUGGCUGUUUGUGUAGCUCGAUAUUAGCCAUUAACAUUGGUAUAGACUAUGCGAGUGUGUCCUUAAAAUCACCGGCUAAUUGUGUCAGUGGAAAUAAUGUCUGAUGGCUCAUCAGCGUAACUUUAGCUUGGUAUCUUGAAAACUGUGAUCUGCCUUUGUAGCCAACAGAAUAGUCCGAAAGCUUUCAUAGCCAAAUACGAAAGUCCAGCUUAAAAGUUUUCAGAUUUGGGAUUUUUGUUAACUUUAUUGUUCUUGCAUCGGACGUUUACUGUUUUCUGCUAUGCGGAACAGAGCGAUGUGUGUCACAAACUAUGUCGUGAAGCAAUAUGAACCGUGAAGCAUCGGAUAGUAGACUCAUCAUCGAAAGAGGAGAAAUGCGGAAGUGCUAAUAAAGGCGUGCGUUCAUUAAAACAGAUGUAUCGAGUGUAAAAAGACGUAAUGUUUAAUAAAGGCCCUUCCGCGUAAAGGAACUGAAGUACUCGCCGAUGUGAAGAUUUGCGAUAACGAUGAUGCACCGGUGGAUAAGGCACGCGCUUUAUGCAGUGGUCCUCGGUGUAUUUUUCGAACUCACAUGGAGUCUCGGAGAAAUUCAUGCGGCAAGGCACUAUGCCGGCGACAGUCGGGCAACACAACUCGGAAUAAAGUGGGCUAGUUACCGUGGGAGGAGAACAGCCGGGAGGUCCGUUCAGUCAAUACCUGCCGGAAUCCCAAAACUUUCAGAGCAAGAAUAUGAAGGGAUUCGAGACCAAUCACCUGUGGUUAGUGCAUUGGACAGUAUUAAGGAUGAUGACAUCUCGCAGGAGCUCAUUUUGCCACCGGAGUUAGCACCGGCAGAUAGUGAUAAAACUUUUGCGUCCAUGGUUGUAACAACGGUUGUGGGGGAAAAAGUUGCUUUGCCGUGUAGCGUCGAACCAGCGGAGCGUGCUGGGGACGACGCUGCUGUGCUCGUGCUAUGGUAUAAGGACGAGAUACCCCAGCCAGUGUUUACAGUCGAUGCACGUGCCUCUGGCGGAGCUUCCGGAACACAGCACCAUCAUACAAAUCAAAUCGGAGUACUACUCGGGCUCCGAUCUGCGCCGCAGACGUCCUCCCUUGAUCAACUAAACGGUCGCGCUACGUUCGAGAUCGACCAUAAACCGGCGUUUCUACAAUUUCAACCGGUGGCCGAAAGCGACGCUGGCGAGUACCGAUGUCGCGUUGAUUUCAAGCGCGCUCGUUCAAUGAACACAGUCAUUAAUCUUCGAGUUAUUGUACCUCCAGGACAACCCAUUGUGUCGACAGAAGAAGACGCUGAACCCGUUUUAUCCGACGGAUUAGCCGGACCAUUCAACGAAGGCGAACCGUUAACGUUGUUCUGUACCGCCAAGAUGGGCAAACCUCGAGCGAGUCUUCUGUGGCUGCACAAUGGACGCGUCAUCGACGAGUCCUUCUCGUAUGAUCUAAUCAAUAACGUGGUUCGGAAUACACUUGAAAUACCCGUCUUAAGUAGAGACCAUCUCCUCGUCACGUACAUUUGCCAGUCUACAAACAACAAUAUUACGCGGCCAUCGCAAACAACUAUUACCAUCGACGUUAACGUGAGACCUCUGGAUGUGAAAAUUGAAUCUAGUACUCGAGCCUUAUCCGCCGGAUCACCCGCAAAAUUCAUCUGUUCUUCAUCAGGAUCCCGACCUCCAGCUCAUUUGUCUUGGUGGAAGGGCAAUCAGGAACUAUUAGCUCAAAGUAAUGAAGAUUUCAUUGCAAAUGAUGAUGGCGGGAUGCUCGGAGCGAGUAGUACCGUUUCGGUACUGAUGUUCACUCCAAAGGCUGAAGACCACGGAGCGUCGCUCGUAUGUCGAGCGAAAAACACAAAUCUGCCAGAUAAAGCUAUCCAACAUACGCAGACUCUCGAUGUACACUAUGCUCCGCAAGUUACGUUGACACUAGGGGCUAACUUACGCCCUGACGAGAUCUUUGAAAAUCGUGAUGUUUAUCUGGACUGCGAUAUCAACGCAAAUCCAUUAACGUCAGAGGUUGUCUGGCACUUUGAGGGAAGAGAGCUACAGACAGAUAAGUAUAAUGGAAUCAUUGUAAGCAGUUCGUCGCUCGUCCUUCAAAAGGUGUCGAAGUCACAACGGGGCUGGUACACCUGUUCUACGUCCAAUCGGAUGGGAUCUGUCGUGAGCAAUCGCCUUUUUCUCAGAGUUAAAUAUGCUCCGCGUUGUCAGCCAGGACAGCGUCAUAUAUUUGGUGUAGAUAUCUUUGAAAGCGCUCAGAUCACGUGCAACCUUGAUGCGGACCCAUCGGAAGAGAUCGACUUCACCUGGUCGUUCAACAAUAGCGGCUACCUUGACAACAACGACAGCUACAGCCACAAUCGACACCAUCCACAACCGAGGCGAUACAACUCCAACUAUAAUCCUAAUUCGUUGAACUUACGGCGUUCAUCAAGUGAUAUUAUCAACUACCAGCCGCUGACUGAGCAGGACUAUGGUGAACUGCUCUGUUUUGGUAGAAAUGAGGUCGGAGUACAAAAAGUUCCUUGUGUGUAUUACAUAACGCCAGCCAUGCCCCCACAAGCCCCUGAGAACUGUACCCAAGUAAAUGCUACUGACAAUGGAUUCACCGUAGAGUGCUUCGAAGGACUUGAUGGCGCAUGGAACGGUGGCCAUAUUCCCCAAUAUCUCUCGUACGUAGCCGAACUUUACGACUCGGAUCAUGCCGUCAAUAUGUCCUUAGGCGUGGCAAGUGUUAGCGCAGCAACCCUUAUGAAAUCACCUGCAGCGCCAAUGUGCCUCGCCAACGUGUCAGUCGCCGGGACGCCGGGAAACGCGCCGUUGCUAUUUGUUUUCGCGGAUGUUCCUCGUGCGGAAAAUAAUGAGGCCGGGUAUCGAGUUUAUAUCUAUGCUGUAAACAGGAAAGGCCGCAGUACGGUCACUCGCGUGGUAGCUCAUGUGCUCAACGCGUCGAAGUAUACCCAAACCAGCGGUGGAGCCGUUCGCUUAGCGGUACUUCGACCGGUUCUUGGCCUUCUGCUAGGCCUCCUCGUGACUUCAACUCUGAUUGGGAUCUUCGCCUUUACAGUGGCCACGUGCCACAAGCGAUGUCAAGACGCUCAACAAAAUGGCUGCGUGUCACAGAAGGACAUUAACAAAUGGGGCAUGACCCUACUAAAGUCCGAAUCUACAGGACACCCAGGGCCAGACGCGGACAGUCUUGAGUGCGACUGUAAUUCGCCGAUCUGUCACUCCCUACCACCUCUGCCACUGGAUACUGACGGCCGAAGUCCUUCGCUUCUCGACCUCAACCAGCAACAGAACUCAGAUGCAGAGUCGCGUUGUCAUCGACGUCGCCGCCAUCACUAUGGGCAUCAGCAGCUUCAUCUUCAGAAAGAUCACGCGAUCCAUCCGGAUAUCAUUCAGCAACAACAGUCCCCGCGCGAAUUUACCAAGCUAGCGUCGUAUACGGGUGGACGCUACAUCGAUCAUCGCCCGGACCCAGAUCUCAGCCACUCUCACGAAUACCGUGACAUCAGCUUAAUUCACGCUUCUGUCGUACCCGAUUGUAUAGAGAUCACCCAUAAUCAAAGCUAUGAAUCCGGUCAUACCGCAGAUCGAAGCGAUGAAAUUAAUGUAGGCGGCGCGAUUUUGACGUAUGCUGAUUCCCCUACACAUUUGUUGAAUCAGGCCCAAUGCACCCCGCCAAACCCGAGACUAAAAUGUAACACGCCUUGUGACAAUGGCAAGACGAGGUCUGUAUCAAUUAAGACUGAUGGCUCACCAUCCAACGCCGACAGCUGCAGUCGUUUUUCGGCUGUCGUACACCAAAAGAUACCACAAACGGUCGACGACCUCCUCAUUAAUGAUUCGUCGUCGGCCUUUUACGGCAGGCCACGGCACAGCCAGCCAUCUUCAAAGGCAACUACCAAUAAGAAUUCCGCUGUUUUAGCCACGCAGAGAAGCAACAGUGGCGAAACCCUGUCUUUUACCGGAACAGGCGCCAAUUUGUCAAGCAAAACCGAUAAUGAUCUCACAUCGUUUAUCAGUAGAGAUGACAGCAAAUCAAACUCACGGGAGAGCUGUGUCUAGCAUAUACCGUUCACAAUCUAAACGGAGCUGAAAAACUCGCGAUUAUCACUUUAUGGAAGCUCUGAAGAUGUAGGCGAUCAAAGCAUAACACCUUAGAAUCCGUUGCUAGGUUCGACCUUGACUAAAAGGACAUUGCUCACAAUUUCGAGGUUACGUUAGUAUUUUUUACAUUUGUCUAUUCGAUCACAUAGACUGGGCGAAGGUCUUGAGUCUGAAAAAUGUUUGCCCUUUUCGACUGAUCGGCCUGAAUCAGAUGAAUAAUUUGAUGAGAGUGAGUGAAUCGCUUACGCAGGUAAGUCAAGUCAUAUUGAUAAACAGAAGGUCAUCAAAGAUGUAGGACAAUUUUUUUUUGUAAUCAGGUUUUAUUAAUUCUCUGAUUUGCGGAUAAUCGCUCUCAGGUCGAACGAGGUGAUUAAAUAUGUAAGACAGGAUUGCUUUCGUUUCAGCCAGUGAGAAAGUCUAUUUACCACAUGAGUGGCCGCUAGCAUUUGAGCAUUUUUAGAACGAUACGAUAGAAUAGAUACGUUCCAGAUAAAGCAGCGUGACAAAGCAAAUUUUCGGCAAACGCUAGAAAAUAACUUCUUCAUUACUUAGAAAACUAGCUAGUGUAGAUGACACUUAAAAAACAACGUAAAAAAUUGCCCUUAAUAUAUUUUUCUUGAUCAUUUAGGUUGCAAACUUUUGCUAACCGUACGACCUAGUUACUAUUGUUAUGUAACAUAUUAGCGUGUGUGACGUUGGUUAUACGGUGCGAAGCAGCGGCCUCAUUCAAGCAAAGGCUUCACUGACUAACGUACUGAAUAUCUGUAAUCAAACAAACCUUUAUUUUUGUUGAUUUCCCCGAGUCUCACUUUUCUAUACCCAUUUAUAACACAAAUCCAGCCCAGACCCACUUGAGUCUCACGAGCAUUUCCGUUUUGAAUAGCAUCUUAAUAUCUCAAUUUACAGAAAUACGACGUAUCAUAACCCAUAGAGAUAUAUUUAAGCGUUGCAAUAACACUAUUAACAAAGCUUGCCUAUACAAGAGGGUUCGACUAUACAAACAACGUAAUAUUAAUGUACAUGUGCCUCGUGCCGUUCAUGUCGUCGCUGUGCCGUUUUAGCUGCCUAAGCAAAAAACGUAUGAAUAUAACUCUGUUUUAACAACAAUUGCACGUGUCAUCUCCAAGAACGUAUCAUCCCCUUUACCUUCACACGUAUAGAGAGGUCAAGUUAAAGUGAAUUCAUUGCAUAACUAUUCCAUCUAUUCCAGCUAUUCCGAAUAAAUACUAUUAGGACGAACUAGAGUGAAAAUUAGUGGCCGGUUCUUAGGGACGAGCCUCAGCCUAGUUCCAGGCAAAUUCAUUUAGACAUUCAUCCCAACUCCAGACACAUAGAGCAGUGCUUAAGUAGCUGAUCGUAAUUAACAUGGAUCUGGAUACUGAUCCUUGACCUUUCGCUCCGAUUGAAAAAAUUACAGAUAUCGCUCAGAUUUUGCUCUUCCAUAAUAUUUGAAAAAUAUUUAUUAUUAUUAUUAUUAAUACUGAUUUCAGUUAUCGGGACCGUGGGAGUUAACUUCAGACGACACCAGAAUGGAGAACACAUUAACACUGAGUGACUCAAUCGAGAAACUAUAUAAAAAUUUAUAUAGAAAAAAUAUAUUUCAGAAAUAUUAUAUUUCAAUAAAUUGAUGCUGAAUCAAUAUAUAAUAAUCUACAAGUAUACAUAGUUUAGAUAUGUUCUGCAAUAAUGAUUAUCAAACUAUAAUGAAUAGUCUACAAACUCAGUUUAAUAACAGUCCCUCAUAUGAUCUAUAUGAGUCAUACGACAGAUCCAUAUACAUCUACGCAACAACUAUGGAAACGUACUGAAAGCGAUAAAAUUGCUGAGAAUCAUCACGGUUUGAUCUUGGUGGGACGCUGUUGUCUAAGACACAUCGUUUUAUGGUUAUGAUCGAAUCGAGUUUGGGUAAACGGCUAAACACGUGGUGUACAUGAUGAAUCAAUUGGGUACACUUAGAAAAGAAGAUCUGACUCUGUAUCAUGAAUGGAUAAAUUUUACGUAUAAGUUACAAGUCUGACGUACGCCUCUCGCCAUAUAUUGUCGAUUGAUUCAAAUUUUCAGCUGUAAAAAUGUUAAUUAUAUUUGACAUUCCAUAUUUGAAUAUACUAACAAUAACAUAAUCCAUGAAGUGUGAAGAAAAAUACUACUACAAGCAACUGAAGAUAAAAUUAGGUAAUAACGAACACGCAAAUUACAAUUUUAUAUUCCGGAAUUUCUAUGCACAACAAACGAUGAAACAUCACAAGGCAAAUAGAGGUGACAUCUAAGCCAUGCCCCCCACGGGUGAACAUGCAACUGACGCUGAAAUUUACACCGACAGAAACCAACGGAAGAAUUGAAUCAGCCUCGAUGAACUGAUAAAAUAAUCCGUUUGGAUUUGUUUUUUUUUUAAGCGGAAUACAAGAAAACGUGUGGCUUUUUUCCUUGCGACGUAAACCCAGCACCAACCAAUACAAUGUAGCCUUGCUGGAUACGAGUCAGAGGAUUUCCAGUAUUAGCAAUGUCUUCUCGAAGCCAGUUUGAACUGAUGCAUAUAUAUAUAUAUAUAUAAACCUCAUACGACAAAAAACAAUACGUGUCAUGGCAAUACAGUAAAGACAACGAUGAUUACGCCAAUACAAACGGCAAUAAUCUCGGCAAAAAAUUAUCUAGACCAGUACACGUACGGUGGCCAACGACCGGGUGUCAGGAAGCACGUAAAUCGAUAUAAGAUAGGUGUAUGCAAAGAAUGAUCCGAGAGCAGAACAGGACGUCAUAUAAUGUGUACAAGUGUAAAUACCAAUUAUAUUUUGAUAAAUGUUUAUAUGAUACAAAGUGAC